Lathyrus sativus (Indian pea) is the source of this 2010-nucleotide messenger RNA. The record is from the annotation of a GenBank genome assembly. Lineage: Eukaryota; Viridiplantae; Streptophyta; Magnoliopsida; Fabales; Fabaceae.
AUGAUUCUUCAACAAGCUUCUCCCACUUUUCACUUCUCUCUAUGUCCCUGCAACAACAACAAUGCUUUUCCUUCUAAUUUUCCCCUUUCCAAAACCAUGAAGAAACGCUUUAUUUCUAAUUAUUACUCAUAUCACAAAUUCCGAAGAAAAAAAUUGUCUAUUCACUCCUCUUCCAUUCGUAAACAAGGUUUUAAUAGUUUGAACGCGAGUUCCACUGCACGGGGUGCUAAAAGUUUCUUACUUGAUGAACUUGAAGAAAGUAAGUUGCAAGAUUCACAAGUUCAAUUGGGUUCGAACUUCACUACUUUUCAAGAGGACCCGAUUGUGGAUAAGCUUAGAACUCAAUUGGGUGUGAUUCACCCGAUUCCGUCGCCUCCUAUAAACGGAAACAUUGCUGGUUUGUUUGUGUUUUUUUUCUUUGUUGGUGUUGUUUUUGAUAAAUUGUGGACUUUUAGGAAAAGGAGAAACAAAGUUAGUAGUAGUGAAGAUAGUUUUCGCGGUGUGUGGCCUCAAGUGCCUACUAGUUUUUCUCUGUUUUUGGAAAAGGAUUUGCAGAGGAAAGAGUCGGUUGAAUGGGUGAAUAUGGUUUUGGGGAAGUUGUGGAAGGUUUAUAGAGGUGGACUUGAGAAUUGGGUUAUUGGGUUGCUUCAACCUGUUAUUGAUGAUUUAGAGAAGCCUGAUUAUGUUGAACGAGUUGAGAUUAAGCAAUUUUCCUUAGGGGAUGAACCUUUAUCCGUUAGGAAUGUUGAACGCAGGACUUCUCGCCGUGUCAAUGAUUUACAGUACCAGAUAGGCCUUAGGUAUACUGGAGGUGCCCGCAUGCUGUUAAGUCUUUCUCUUAAAUUUGGCAUUAUUCCAAUUGUUGUACCAGUUGGUGUUCGAGAUUUUGACAUUGACGGCGAACUUUGGGUAAAAUUGCGACUAAUACCAACAGAACCUUGGGUCGGUGCUGCUUCAUGGGCUUUUGUUUCACUUCCAAAGAUCAAAUUUGAGCUGUCUCCAUUCCGUUUGUUCAAUUUAAUGGCAAUUCCAGUUCUCUCAAUGUUUUUGACCAAACUUCUUACAGUAGAUUUACCUAGACUAUUUGUACGGCCAAACAAAAUUGUUUUGGACUUCCAGAAGGGAAAAGCUGUUGGUCCUGUCACUGUUGGUCCCGUUGCUGAUGGUGUUAAAGAUGGAGAAAUGCAAGAAGGAAACAUGGAUUCUGUUGGUGAACUAUCCGUCACUCUUGUGGAUGCUAGAAAGCUUCCUUAUCUUUUUGGCAAGACAGAUCCUUAUGUUAUUCUUAGCCUUGGAGAUCAAACCAUACGCAGCAAAAAGAACAGUCAGACUACUGUCAUUGGCCCUCCUGGAAUGCCAAUUUGGAAUCAGGAUUUCCAUAUGCUAGUUUCCAACCCUAAAAAACAGAAGUUAAAUAUCCAAGUUAAGGACGCAUUGGGAUUUGCAGAUUUGAGUAUAGGUACAGGAGAGGUUGAUUUGGGAUCUCUUCAAGACACAGUACCAACAGACAGAAUUGUGGUUUUACAAGGGGGCUGGGGUUUUAGAGGAAAGGGGUCAUCUGGGGAGAUAUUGCUGAGGCUAACAUAUAAAGCCUAUGUGGAAGACGAGGAAGAUGACAAGACCGGGGAGGAUUUGAUUGAUAUAGAUGCUUCAGAUGACGAGUUGUCUGAUACAGAAGAAGCAAAUGUCAUUGAUCCAAAGGGUGUAAGAGAUUCUAUGUACCAAACAGAUAAAGAAUCAUUUAUGGAUGUUUUGGCUGCAAUUAUUGUUAGUGAAGAAUUUCAAGGGAUAGUAACAUCCGAAGCUGGGUUUACCAAAGGUUCGGAGAAUGGCUCAAAUACAGCAUCUAAAGUAUCAAAAUCUCCUGUUGCCAAUGUGGAAUCAACUCCUUCUAGUUCUGAUAAUUCUGAAGGUUCUGGAGGGUCAGCUUUAUUUUGGCUUGCUGUGAUUACCUGCAUGGCACUAUUAAUUGCUGUCAAUAUCAGUGGUUCAAGUAUCUUCAUUCCUUAA